Molecule: messenger RNA, 1524 nt
Organism: Colletotrichum destructivum
Lineage: Eukaryota; Fungi; Ascomycota; Sordariomycetes; Glomerellales; Glomerellaceae
Product: Putative vesicle transport protein, Got1/SFT2
Exons: 5
Coding region: 650-1297 (215 amino acids)
Biological process (GO): vesicle-mediated transport
Cellular component (GO): membrane
Source: RefSeq, a predicted model, not a curated record
CCUUGCCUCGCCUUCCAUCCAUCUCAACCUCCGUUCCAUUCCAUCAACACCAUCCUUCCUAACGAGCCAGCCCUUCCGAAUUUGUGCAGCAGCCGCCUCAGCACACCCCUCCUCCUCCUAUACCUCCAUAUUGCUUAAUCUACCAGAUUUCUUCUCCGCCUUCGCCUCCGCAUUCACCCUCCUCGUCGACGACAAACUUACGUUGCAAUUACGUGGUGCGGUACGCGCGGAUACUAGGCUACCAUCCAAACGACCGACAGCAUACGACGCAUCCCAGCUCAAACAGGUGGCCACUGGAUAGCCCACCCUCUUUGCGCAUUCUCGUCCAGCUCAGAUCCGUUUCCUGGACGCUCGUCUACAACGCUACACCGGUUUCUUCUUCCUGCGCCCUCCUAGCAACUAGCGACAGAUAUCACCCUGGUCUAGUCCUUGGGCCAAUCACGUUGUUGUCGCAAACCGAUCGCGAGCGAAGCUGCCCCUCCCGAUAUUGUUAAGGUCUGUCACUUGACCACAUACCCGUCGAUACGAAGGAAACGUUCCUGUUUCUUGCGCUCACCUUCGUUGUCUACCGAGACUCUUGGAGAAAACAGUCGCUGCGUAUAACUGCGUCAUCUCUACAUCUCGCGAUUUUUUGGCGUUCAUCGACACCAUGGCGUCCACCUCCUUCAGAGACUCGAUGAACUCCCUGGGCUGGUCGCGGCGGGACCAGGAUGUGCCCGUCAACACAGCGCAGCAGAGCGGCCUCAUGUCAUCCAUCAAGUCCCUCAACCCAUUCCAGAACAAUAGUUAUAUCCAGCUCCCGACGACCGAGGGCGCCGGCGCGCCUCUACCUGCUGCCAACCGGAGGGAAGAGGAGGAAGGCUUCGCCACCCUGAGUCGAUGGGAUCGUUUGCUCAUCUUCGGUGCCUGCAACCUGGGCGCCCUUGCCUGCUUCGUCCUCUGCUUCGCCUUCCUCCCGGUAUUGUCAGUGCGGCCGCGCAAGUUUGUUAUUCUAUGGACGCUUGGUUCCCUGCUUUUCCUGGCAUCUUUUGCAGCUGUAAUGGGCCCGAUGGCUUACGCGAGGCACCUCAUCUCCGGUACACGUUUGCCCUUUACUGCGGCCUACUUUGGAUCGCUCGCGCUAUCCAUGUACUUUUCGCUCGGUCUUCGCAGCACUAUUCUCACCUUGGUUUCGGCUCUCGUCCAGCUCGCUUGCCUCGUGUGGUACCUUGUUAGCUACUUUCCCAUGGGCUCAAGUGGUUUACGGUUGGCUACCACAUUCGGAGCCAGAAGGGCCGCCGCCUGGAUGACCGGGUAAGGGUGUAAGACAUAUGUACAUUAUAUAUCACCAGAGAGAGAAAACACGGCGGGCCAACAGCGGCCAGUCAACAUAAAAGUGAGGCGGAGAGGGCAAAACAUGUAUCAUCAGUUUUUGGCGUUGCUUCUCGUGGUUGCACCUAAUCAAUCAGAAGAGCGGUUGACGAGGAGAAAGUAGUGAUAAAGAGAAAGUGAAAAGAAAAAGAAAAGGCGGCACCUUUCCUUUCG